AUGGUUGUCGCCCACAGAGCUCUGAGGGACCAGAUGUUCCAUAACACAAAGCCUGUCUCAGACGCAGUCGCGCUCUUUGAUGCUGGGGCUGGUCAAUCCCAGGGUGGUAGGAAGAAUCAAGAAGAUCGGUGCGCAGUGAUUUUCCCAAGUCAAUUUCCUUCGAACAUGGAGGACAAGGUUGCAUUCUUCGCAAUCUAUGAUGGGCAUGGCUCUGAAUUAGUUUCAGAACAAGUUAAGAACAGUCUGCACCACCUGUUCGGACGGCGGCCGGAGUUCGAACGAGAAGAUUGGGCCGGGGCUAUCAAGGCAGCACUGGCAGAAGAGGACAGAAUUCUGUUGGAUAGGUUCAAGUAUGAAUCUGUCGAGCCUGCCGUUUCAGGAUCGACAGUAGCAAUGUGUUGCAUUAAUCUCACCAAGGGCGAGCUGUUCGUCUCCAAUCUAGGUGACUCACAUGUUAUCCUAGCCGAAAGGGACCCGCAAACAGAGCACCCGUAUCACAUCCGACGUCUCACAGAGGCUCACAAGCCCUCAAUUCCCAGCGAAAGGGUCCGAAUUGAAGAGGCAGGCGGGACAGUCAACAACCGCAGUGGGACAGCACGCCUUGGUUCCUUGAACAUGUCUCGGGCAGUAGGCGACCUGCAGUACAAAAAUCCGUUGAAUACUUUCCAAGACAACUUCGCGCCGGACCCCGCCUCAUCUGCUACCAGCCGAUCGGAAUCUCGGGGCAACUUCCUAUCCAAUGACCCAUACACCUCGCUACGGAGGUUGCACACAGACCGCCGUUACCUGCUACUAGUGGUGUCCGACGGAGUUAGCGAUCGAGUGGACGACGUGACCCUGGUUCAGCACGUGAUGAAAUUAUCGAUGCGGGGAAAACGAGCAAAUGAAAUCGCACAAGAAAUCGCCACCAAUAGUGCUAGCAGACCUCGCAGCGACAAUGCAACGUGUAUUGUAGCGUUGUUGGACGGACAGGGAUCGUGA
Molecule: messenger RNA, 981 nt
Organism: Penicillium mononematosum
Lineage: Eukaryota; Fungi; Ascomycota; Eurotiomycetes; Eurotiales; Aspergillaceae
Product: PP2C family serine/threonine-protein phosphatase
Exons: 5
Coding region: 1-981 (326 amino acids)
Biological process (GO): protein dephosphorylation
Molecular function (GO): cation binding; protein serine/threonine phosphatase activity
Source: RefSeq, a predicted model, not a curated record